UUGAGGUGUUCUGAUCGAGCACGUAUAAUCAUUUAGUGACAAACAUCCACCGGUAACAGUUCCUCCUAGAAAGCGAAUUGUAGAAGUUGCCGUACUGGUUUUCCGAUUGGACCCGUGAUCCUAGUGUCAUUACACCCAGUUUUUCACAUUCGACCAUCAAGUGCCUAGAAGCAUGGCCGAAGAGAACAAGCAAACCCCAGAAGCUCCAGCUCCGGAAGCUGCUCCCGCCGCAGCCGCUCCGGAAGUCGCUCCGGAAGCCGCUCCUGAAGCUGAGAAGGAUGUCGGCGAGGAAGAGGUGGCGUUGGAAUCCUCAGACGCUGAAUCGGAAGUAGAAGCUGUGCCUCAAAUAUCGCCAUUCGAACGGUUGAAGCAGUUCCUGGCGGAAACGAACAACUUCCUAAACCAGUACGACGAUCUGGUGCAGGCGAGGGAAAAGCACAAGAGCAUCUAUCUGCGCACCGUGAAUGAACUGCGCGAACGUCUUGUCGUUCUGCUCCAUCGUUACAUUCUGCACACGAUGCUCAAGGAGGACUUUCUCUACAAGCACAUCAUCUGCUGUGGCGAGGAAGAAGUAGUUUUAAACACCGAGGAAUUCGAUGAACAUUACGAAGCAGUCCACAAGGAUGCUGACAAAGCCAUUUCCCUGCCUGAGCUUGCCAUCAUCCAGCAGUACUCGGAAUCCGUCCAGACGUACAUCGAACUGGGCAAGGCCAUGAACAAUGAUCUGAUCUUCUCCCUGAAACGGCUACUGCGGAAGAGCAAUUCCGUCCUUGCGGGUCACCUUGGGUGAGCGCAGUGAUCUGAUGGGACCAUCUAGCUUUAGCUUUUAAGACGUUCGAUGCGGUAGUACUUGCAAUCGCUGCGACGAACCCAAACCGUCUCAUUAAUCGGAGGAUGCUACAUCUGGUGGUACCUGGUGUAGAGCACCCAAUCUAUCAUAUUCAGCUCUCUAAUUUGUAAGCCUGUGUUUUCAUCGAUGAAUAAUAAAUGUUACCCUGGAAAUUUAA
Messenger RNA from Anopheles darlingi, 1007 nucleotides. RefSeq lists its product as uncharacterized. The transcript is spliced from 4 exons. The coding region runs from base 173 to 790 and encodes 205 amino acids. The record is from RefSeq and is a predicted model, not a curated record. NCBI's taxonomy places the organism in Eukaryota, Metazoa, Arthropoda, Insecta, Diptera, Culicidae.